AUGCCCCCUUACAGCACCCCAGCCUACUACCACCCCACCUCACCCACAUCCCACAGCCUCCCCAGCGACGAAUACAAGUACCUCAAACGACAGCAAGAAAAAUCCCGUCUACAAUGGCACUUGGCUAAGAAGCAUAUUCUCCCCCCUCGCACCAUCCUCUCCACCUCGUCAUCCUCGUCUUUUCCCUCUGACUAUUCUUCUUCUUCUUCCUCCUCAUCCUCAUCCUUCCCCUCCACCUCCACCUCGUCUUCCUUUUCGUCGUCGUCGUCGUCGUACACCACCCCAACUCUGCCCCCUUACCCCCCUACCCCCUACCAAACCCAGCGCCUCCCCCACGCCCACCGCGUGCACAUCUCAGCGGUAAAAAACGCAACGCGGAAAGCACUAGCGUCUGUUUUCGAUACCGGUACUACUGACCACGACAUGUAUCACGAGUGGCCGUCGAGCCGAUACGAGCAUCGUGCGUGUCGUGGUGUUAGCUCGCCGAGGGAUGUGGACGAGUAUUAUGAGAGUAGUAGAGUGAGGUCGAAUCGGGGGAGUGGCGAGUCGAUGCGUGUGCGGUAUCAGAAUAUGAGUGGCUAUGGAAGUGGAUUGUCAGGGCAUGGUGUCGGGGGAGCGAGGCUUGGGAGCAAGUUUAGCUUUGAUAGUUUGGAUGAUGCUUAG
Messenger RNA from Bipolaris maydis ATCC 48331, 663 nucleotides. RefSeq lists its product as uncharacterized. Lineage: Eukaryota; Fungi; Ascomycota; Dothideomycetes; Pleosporales; Pleosporaceae. The record is from RefSeq and is a predicted model, not a curated record.